This is a messenger RNA of Diachasmimorpha longicaudata, 1397 nucleotides long. It is a transcript of the gene Rae1, whose product is annotated as protein Rae1. Gene Ontology annotation, biological process: transcription-dependent tethering of RNA polymerase II gene DNA at nuclear periphery; RNA export from nucleus. NCBI's taxonomy places the organism in Eukaryota, Metazoa, Arthropoda, Insecta, Hymenoptera, Braconidae. The coding region runs from base 259 to 1329 and encodes 356 amino acids. Gene Ontology annotation, molecular function: RNA binding; ubiquitin binding. Gene Ontology annotation, cellular component: nuclear pore. The record is from RefSeq and is a predicted model, not a curated record. The transcript has 5 exons.
UGUUCGCUUUUUGUACAAGUGAAACGAAUAUCGGUGCGAUUCGGAAACAAUUGUUGAAACACUUCGAGAGCAAAUAAAGGCGCUAAAGCCGAAAAUCAGUGAUUUUUACAACAAUUAAUCCAUUAUAUCAAAGUUUUUAUUUAAACCUUUAUUUGUGUACAUUAACUGGAAUAACUUUCAAUCAAUAUUCUGGGGUAACUACAUAUCAACUAGUGAAACGAAAUUUUUAGAAUCGUCGAUUAAAGACAACAGAAAGAGAUGUUUAACCAAACAAGCACAUUGGGAGCUGUUGCUCCAGGCAAUGCCAACCCUAUGAAGGAUUUUGAAGUGGUUUCACCACCAGACGAUUCGAUAUCGAGUCUAGCUUUCAGUCCAGCAUCGAUUUCUCAGAAUUUUCUUGUUGCCGGGUCAUGGGACUGCAACGUCAGAUGCUGGGAGGUUGAACAAACUGGCAAGACAGUUCCUAAAUCCAUGCAGACACUGGGAGGCCCAGUUUUAGAUGUUUGUUGGCACGAUGAUGGAACUAAAGUAUUCAUGGCCUCCUGCGAUAAAAUGGUCAAGUGCUGGGAUUUAGCAUCAAAUCAAAGUGUCCAAGUAGCUCAACACGAUGCACCUGUUAAAACGUGUCACUGGGUUAAGGGAUCAAACUACUCUUGUCUGAUGACUGGUUCCUGGGAUAAGACACUCAAGUUCUGGGAUACCAGGAGUCCAAAUCCCAUGUUAACGAUUAAUCUACCAGAAAGAUGCUACUGUGCUGACGUUGAUUAUCCAAUGGCUGUAGUUGGUACAGCAGGUCGAGGUCUAAUAAUUUAUCAGCUGGAAGGCACUCCCCAGGAGUUCAAAAGAGUGGAAUCGCCCCUGAAGUAUCAGCACCGUUCUGUUGCAAUUUUCAGAGACAAGAAAAAAGGCCCAAAUGGUUACGCUCUUGGCAGUGUUGAAGGACGAGUUGCUAUUCAGUAUGUGAAUCCCUCUAACCCCAAAGACAACUUUACCUUCAAGUGUCAUCGAUCGAACGGCGCACCCAACGGCUACCAGGACAUCUAUGCCGUCAAUGAUAUUGCAUUUCACCCUGUGCAUGGAACCCUAGCCACUGUUGGUAGUGAUGGAACAUUCAGCUUCUGGGAUAAAGACGCCAGAACUAAAUUGAAGCCAUCUGAACCCAUGGAACAGUCUAUCACUCGUUGUUGCUUCAAUCACAAUGGACAGAUAUUUGCCUAUUCUGUAUCGUAUGAUUGGUCGAAGGGUCACGAAUUCUACAAUCCCAUGAAGAAAAACUACAUCUUCCUGAGAUCGUGCUACGACGAACUCAAGCCAAGGAGUACCUCGUAAAAAACAUUUAUAGUUUUGUCUUGAAUUUUUUAUGAGAAAAGAAACUUGAAUAAAUUUCUUUUAUUACC